ACAACGACGGUACCCGGUAGUGGAGGAGGAGGUAGUAGCGGUGGCGGCGACGGCGGCGGUUCUAGAGGUGGUGGCAGUGACAGUGGUAGUGGAGGUGGCGGCGGUAGCGCUGGUGGGGACCGUGACGGUGGAGGUGAUGCCGGUGGUGGUGGCAGUGCUGGUGGUGGUGGUGCUGCUGGUGGUGGUGGCGAUUGUGCCGGUGGUGGUGGCGAAGUUGCGGAGAAGGAGGAGAGGCCACCGGCUUCAGAGACUGUCGAGCCGACGGCCGCGUUUGACGUCGCAUCCCUCGUACUCUACGGCUCGCGCGCACUGCCGAUACGCCUUAAGAUCUUGCUCGAUCAGUUGUUCAACCAGUUGCCCGCCGCGCAAGUGACACGUAUCCUAGCUGCCUUCGGCUGGACCCACGAGGAUUACACGCGAGGAUACAUACUGCAGGACUCGCAGAACGGCCCGGUGCUGGACCGAUGGAGCAUCUGCUCGGCUGAGGAGGAGCCGCUGGUCCUGCAGCAGUUCCUCAGAUUCGCCGAGACGCGUCCGUUUGUGCAGCAGCUGCUGCUGGCCGCCGGAACGCCGGGUACGGAUGCUAUGUCACCGAGCAGACGACCUUCGCCACCGACGAUGCCACUAGCACACUUGCCGCCCCCGUUGCACAUGCUACACUGCGGCCUACCGCCCCCGGGUUCCCGGCUGCCGCCCCCGCUGCCGCCACCACCGCCGCCGCCGCCUCCGCCCCUGUCGGUGUCGCAUCCGUCGAUGUCGCCAACGACGCCGAAGCAUUAUUCCUCGACGGCCGGCAAUCCCGGCAUCACCAGCCACGCGAAUUCACCCCCGCGGACCAUCCUGGACUCCCAUCUCACGGUGUCGCCGUUGAAUCGGCUGCAGAGCAUGCAGCCGUUCGACUUUCGGAAGCUGAGUACUCUCGGGCUGCCGGCAUUUCCACCGUUGCCGCCGCCACCCCCGCCGUCCGCGGAGCAGCUCUUGCAGAAUCGCAAGUCUCUAAGGAACCCACAGAGCCCGCACAGUCCACCUCAUCAUCAUGCCGUAUCCGUCGCGUCGCAGCUGCAGAGGCCGCAUGUACCAGUCGCGCCCGUCUCCUCUUCAGCACUCACCUUCGGCCAUCCGCUCUCGGUCGCGGUAUCUUCCGGUGCGCUACCACCGAGUUUCCCGACGCACUUCCCGCCACCGCCAAUCGGCAAAUCACCUGGCGGCAUCGGCGCCUGUCUGACGGUGCCAGGGGACGUGCACAGCGGCGGCGAGAAGAGCAGCGAGUUCGGCUCGGAGGAGGAUGAAGAGGAUGAUGAGAACUCGGAUAGCGCAUUGAACCUCAGCAGACGAGACUCGUUGUCGAAGCAUGCUAUGUCUACCCCGGAGCAUCGUCAUCACUCGUUGUCGUUGCAGGCAGCCCCGCUCGGCAGGCCGCUCGGUAUUCCUGGCAGAAAGCCGCACUCGCCGGGCAAGCGGCCGAGUGGUCAGUGGGGUGCGGCCGCCAACCUGCCCCCGAACCUCGGCACGCCCUUCAUCAACCCCACCACCGGCAAGAAACGCGUGCAGUGCAACGUAUGCCUGAAGACCUUUUGCGACAAGGGCGCUCUGAAAAUUCACUUUAGCGCGGUGCACCUGCGCGAGAUGCACCAGUGCACCGUAAAGGGCUGCAGCAUGAUGUUCAGCUCGCGCAGGUCGCGCAACCGGCACAGCGCUAAUCCGAACCCGAAGCUGCACUCGCCGCACUUGCGCCGCAAGAUCUCACCGCAUGACGGACGCUCGUCGAUGGCGCAUGCGCUGGUGCUGUCGCCGCAGGUCAGUCUUCCGGUACCGGCUACCGGUCUCAAUCACCUGCCCUUCGGGUCGUUCCCGUUGCUCACACCACCGCCCGAUCUGCGCUCGCCCGCGUCCUUGUGCGCUCUUGACUUUAAGCACUUGGACUUGUCGUCCGCGCAGCCGGGCCAGGGCAGGCCGUACGACGACGCGCUGCAGCAGAGGAUGUCGGCGAACGCGAGUCUCUCGACGACCACCGCCUCUACGACGAUGCCGAUCGCGAUGUCGUGCGUCGCGGCCACCACAACCACCACGACGGCACGCGGUUCGUAUCCUGGUAGCGGCGGUAGCGGAAGUGGCAGUGGCGGUACCACCAUUGGCGCGGUCUCCCCGUCCACCCAGGCGUCGUCCAUGAUACCAGAGGGCGAGGAGGAUGAAGACGAUGACGACGGUGGAAUCGUCGUGGUCGCGGAAGAUGAGGGUAGCAAUUUGCCGUCUAGAUUGCAGCCGCUGCGAUCCACGACCGCGAUCGCCGGUGUAAUCGAUGAUGAUGACGAACAACCGGCCGACUUUAGUCUAGCGAAACGACCGAAGCUCUACUUUGGCGAUACCGGUGACGAUGAUCUCAUCAGCAAUCCUGAUAGUAAUGAGGACAACGAUUCGAUGAGUACCGUUGAUCAGCAACCGUUCUCCAUCAGCCAGCAUUCACUCAACUCGAGUUCCUUCCACAGCCGGGGCGUGCGCAAACGAAAGUCCCAACAUCCCACAAGGUGCGCCGUGCCGGCAGAAGUGCAUUCUUCAUCUACGGACGGAGACUCGUCGAACGAUGAGGAGCAGCGAGUACAGCGGCGAUGCCUGUCGGACGGCGUGGCCGCAUCCACGCCGAUGACCGAGUUCCAGAAUCAGCCGGAGGAUAUGUCGAUGUCCAGGCUCGAGGCGGAGGAGCGAAAAAUGCUACCCAGUUCGCCGAGGAAUCUCUGUGGCAAUUUUCACGAUCGCGAAUCGAACUCGCGCUCCCCGGAUGGCGAGAACGCGCAAGAACGCGACGCGACCACCGGCGCCAGCACGCGGCGCGACACUCUCACCUCCCAGGACAACACCGUGGAGGAUCUACCUCAGGACGAGCCGCGGGACUUGAGCUCGAGGGCGAGCAGCGUCAAGUCGCCGAAACGACAGAUCACCCCGGAACCAAAGAUCGAUAACGCUCAAUCGACGACGCCGAGCGGUGCGUCAUCGACCACGACGAUGACGACGACGACGGCGCCGACCGCGAGAGAUCCUGAUGCGACGUCGCCGAAACAGAGAGAUCGACAUGCGAGUGCGGAGAGCGACGAAGUGCCGACGAGGGUGCGGGAGGAGACGAUCACGAAGAGAGAAACCGCCGAGGCGUCGCGGGAGGAGGGGAGACCGGCAAACGACGAGGAGAACCAGGUGGACGACGAGGAUGACGAUGAUGAGCCCAUGGAGGAGGUCGAGGAUGAUGAUGAUGAUGAGGAGGUGGACGACGCGCUGCGUAAUCAGGAAGGUGAGCGUCCCGAUGAUCCCCCCCGUGCCCCGAGCUCGGUCGACAGCCGUCCGACGACAGCCGACGACCUCUCCCACGACUCCUCGACCAACACUUUGCGUCAACUCGAGUCCUUGUCGCAGGGUCGAUGCGCGAUGCCGUACGCCGAGACGCAGCGGGUGGCUUCGAGGUCUGGCCGCGGCUCUACCAGCCCUAUCAGCCUCACGACCCACCAGGAGACCACCAUGGACAACUCCUCACGUGGCUCUCGUUCAUCCAGCGCCUCACCCUCCACAGCGGCCAUGGAUACGGACAAUAGCCUGAUCACGUACGCGCGUUACGAGAAUGGCGGCUUCGUCAGCACCCAGGAGGUGCCGCUCGACCGUGAUAACCCGCGGCGCUGCACUGCCUGCGGCAAAGUCUUUCAGAAUCACUUUGGCGUCAAGACUCACUACCAGAACGUCCACCUCAAGCUGAUGCACCGCUGCAGCGUGGACGGUUGUAACGCCGCCUUCCCGUCGAAACGCUCGCGCGACCGUCACUCAGCGAACCUCAACCUUCACCGGAAGCUGCUGUCGACAUCAUCCAGCCCGCCGCUCACGUCCGGUCUGCCACCGAGCCUGUCACCGCGCGUUGAUGAUCCCCAGAUGGGUCCGCUGCUGCACAAUGAGUUCCUGGCGCGGCUCUACGCGGAUGCGGGGAUUGGAGCAUUGGGCGCGUAUCCGCUAGCGCCUGGUUUACCAUCCGCGGUCGAUCUCGCGGCGAGGAUACCACCCCCGCAUCCAUUGCUGUUGCCACCGCACCUGGGCACCACAUUUCCAGGCCUCACGUCGUUCGCGUCGCACCUGGCCGGUCUCAACGGCCUCACGCAUCAACAUCUGAAUCACCUGACGCGACUCACCCAAGAACAGGGCAACAGACACGCGUCCGCUUCGGGUUCUCCCGUAUCCUCGCCGGGUUCGGACGACCGCAAGGAAGAAGCCAGGUGCACCGUGCCCGGCUGCGAGCGGGUGUUCGGCUCCAGAGCGGUGCGGGACGCGCAUUCGCGAGAUCCACAGGCCCACCGCGAUCUUCCGAUCCUUUCUAGCAGCGGUGGCUCGUGACCGAGCGCGUUCCGCGGCCGCGGACACGGUGAUUAUUACUAUCAUCCCCUGCUGUGAUGGCAGAAACGGCCUGGACCUGACCACGUCACGACAUCAGGGUCAUCGGUGGAUUUGAGUCGGGUCCACUUCGUUGCCCCGGACGGAAUGUUCCAACGGACGUUCAUAGAAACGUGCAAUACUGAGUGGGAUGGAUCAGUUGAUCGUCAGGCGAUCGCGCGACUCGAGAUCGCAGAACGUCCGCCCUGAAGUGAAGCAGCAACGAGCCAGUGUCAAGUACCGGUCUUCGUCAAGGCGCAACGCGCGAUUCGCUGGGCUAAUCUAGUCAAUCCGGAAAUCUUGGUUCGCGCGUUGCCGGACGCGAGGGUGGAAAUUGCCGCCGGUUCCGUUCCGCCCGAUCGGUCGGGCGAGAUUUCGAGUGUCAGUGUCAACGAUUUAUUAUACAAUGCACAUCAGGAACGAAACGUCUCCGGCCACAAUUACAGCCUCACACCGUUCCUCCGAGUCUGCGACGAGUCGUUCGAGCUGCUGAUUUCGGAUCACGCUACACGAGAAAUGAUAAACAGCGAAACGAUGAGAGCUCAAACGAAUUUCCGAUGCUUCCUGAUUGAAUCGCGAGCGUGAUGCGGCACGUAUUCUCCAUAUCAUCGCGAGGAAUCGCACUGUGGUACUGGCUGGCGCAAGUUCAGGAAUUCAAGCAAACUGUGGAUCGUGAGGGUCGCGAUCGUUUUUCUGAGGGUUGGGAGGAGGGUCACGUGUAGUUUCGCCUGUCUCGGGUGUACUUAACAUAAUCAGGAGUGAAAAGAGGGUUGGUUGACGGGGAGGAGGUCCCUCAGGGACAGGCGGAAUCCCGGGGGAUUAAUUUUCAUCAUCGUUGUGAUAACGUACGUUAGCGGAUCACGCCACUAUUUAACCAGUAACCAGUUACUACCGCUGUAUAUAAUAGACACACAGACAUUAGUACCUUUCGAUGUAAACGCGUAAUUAUAUCGGCUAAGUUCUCUAUCGGACACACGCGCGCGAUGCGCGACUACGUUCAACGAUACGUUAGUUUUGUAAAUGACGACGACAGGGAGGGAUGUCACACCCUGCGAGAGGGUAGAGGGAGCCAGGAGGGCGAGACGCGCGCGCGUCACGUCGCGACGACGGCAGCUAGGAGGGAGAUGCAAUCUUAGUUUAAGACGACGGGGGCGUUGCACACCCCCGAGAGAUAGGUAGACAGAGAAAGAGAGGGAGAGAGAGGCUCGAAGGAGGAAAUGAAACGGCCGGGCGAAAGGGAGUAAAGACACAGGGGCGAGAAGGAUGGCGAGAAGAACGAUGGAUCGACCAGCGAAUCGAAGUGACGGGUCUCUCGCGCGCUAGGUAAAUGAGAAUAUAGAUAGAUUUUAUUUAUUGUUUCCUAGAAAUCUCCCCAUCCCCUCACGCGAAACACACACACACACACACACAUACACAUGUACACGUAUAUGUAUAUGCGCAACAUACGCUCACACACGUCGUAUCGGAGCGGCCAGUAGCGGGCACUGCCGCGAGUAUAAUUUCCUCCUUCAUAAAAUCGCGUCGCCGUUUUCGCGUGGGAAUUGACUGGUGAAUCUCGGGGGAUGUGUCGAAGUGUACGAGGGGGAUGAUAUCACGCGGGAACUCGCGUGUGCGAUCGGCGAUACAGCGGAGGUGCGAGCUCCUCCCGUGAUUUUUGUUUUUUGGUUGUACAUAUACUUUAUUUUCAUAUCCACGUACAUAUAUGUAUGCAAUAUGUAUAUAAUUUGGCGAUGCACACCCAUACACUCAUACACGUACAUACAUAGCCACGUGAACGUCGCGGCGCGCGUGCACGGGACACUCUUCGGGAGAAUGUACGUAUGUCCUAGAAAAAUGAAGAAAGGAGAAACGAACAGGUGGAGAAUGCGUUUUUCUAUGAGCCUUCGAUCCUACGUUUUGCAUUUCCGCUUACCGAGAGAAAGGGAGAGUGAGAGUGAGAGGAAGAAAGAGCGUGAUUCCCCCUUCUCCCGCGACACAUGACGAACUACCACUAUUGCAUACACAUUAAGGGCGAGAUGAGAUUUACAAUUGUAAUUAUGUAUAAACCGAAUGCUACGAUGUAUAUUAUAGAUCGAUUAUAAAGAACACACUCACAUCAUUAUGAGAAUAAAUACCUAUCAAAACUGAA
Ooceraea biroi (clonal raider ant) is the source of this 6526-nucleotide messenger RNA. RefSeq lists its product as uncharacterized. Gene Ontology annotation, biological process: regulation of DNA-templated transcription. The record is from RefSeq and is a predicted model, not a curated record. Gene Ontology annotation, cellular component: nucleus. Lineage: Eukaryota; Metazoa; Arthropoda; Insecta; Hymenoptera; Formicidae.